AUGUCAAAUACAGAUAUUGAAAGAAAUCAUAAAAAAAAAGUAAAAAAUAAUAAAACUUUUCAAUGUUCAGGAUUUGGAAACUGUCAUAUGCAGUUUUCUAGAAGUGAGCAUCUUGCACGACAUAUUAGAAAGCAUACAGGAGAAAGGCCAUUUAAAUGUUAUUGUGGUCGUACAUUUUCAAGGUUAGAUAAUCUUCGUCAACAUGCACAAACUAUCCAUACAAAUGAAGUGAUUAAUUCACCUUAUUCUUUAUCAUCUAAUUCUUUACAUACAUUAACAUAUAAAACCCGACAAUCAGCGGCAAAAAAUGAUUCAAAACAAUCAGAGAUGGCAACGUACAAACAAAAUGUUGAAACAUUAGAAAAAAAUCAAGAAACUUAUACUGCAAAACCUAAAAGCAAUUCUAUUCAUUUACCUGUAGAGAAAAUGAUGAAAUCAGAAGACGAAGAUGCAUUCGAAUUAUCUAAGUUUCAGUCUUUUAUACCAAAUGGUUUUCAUUCUUCAGAUCAAAUACCCGAUCAUUAUUAUUCAUUAAAAUCUUUUUCACCAUCUUUAUUUUUUCAUUCUCCUAUUUACAAUUCUUUAUCAUCCAAGACGGAUCCUAUACCCUCAAAGUUUUCUACACUGGAUUUAAAUUUAGGUUUAAAAACUAUUCUUCCAUCUAAUACCAAUUCACCUUUACCUAACGAAUGUCAAAAUAUACAACCAUUAUCACAAGAAAUUCAUCCGAAAAACGAUUUUUUGAAGAAAAAUUCAUCUUGUAAUAAUUCUGCAUCAAUAACACUUUAUAAUAAUUCUUGUACUUUAACUUCUUCAAAUACGCCUAGUCCUUCCGAUACAACAAAUUCUUUACGAUUCAAUGACAAUAAACUUCCUUCAAUCACAAUUUUAAUGGAUUAUGACUUACAACGUUCUAAUAUUAUAUCUUUAUCAAAUACAAAUGAACAUUCUUUAAAACAUAACAAUACCCAAAAAAUGAGUAUCCAAUUUCUAUGCAAUCAAAAUAUUACAAUGGGAGGUAUCGAUAUACUUGCAGAAGUAGCAAAGAUUAUAAAUUAACAAAAUAAACUAUUUUUAUAUAUGAAAUUAAAAUUUCACUUGGAUAUUUUUUAUGAGACUAUCAAACAUAAUUGCAAUAUUAUUUAGUAUUACAACAGG
Messenger RNA from Pneumocystis murina B123, 1158 nucleotides. RefSeq lists its product as hypothetical. Gene Ontology annotation, cellular component: chromatin. The transcript is spliced from 3 exons. NCBI's taxonomy places the organism in Eukaryota, Fungi, Ascomycota, Pneumocystomycetes, Pneumocystales, Pneumocystaceae. The coding region runs from base 1 to 1059 and encodes 352 amino acids. Gene Ontology annotation, molecular function: RNA polymerase II cis-regulatory region sequence-specific DNA binding; DNA-binding transcription factor activity, RNA polymerase II-specific. Gene Ontology annotation, biological process: regulation of transcription by RNA polymerase II. The record is from RefSeq and is a predicted model, not a curated record.